AAACCCGAAUAAUCAAUGUCCCCAAAGGCCUAUAAAAUUUCUGGCGAAGCAAUGGAAAAUAUUACAAAAACCAAUCUUCCUUUCCUUUAGUAAAGAAAAAAACAAGUGGAAAAAUCAAAUAACCAGAUAUAGUUUCUACACGGCAAAGCAAGCAAUGGAGCAACAACAUGAAGUUGAAUUUGAAGUGAAAAUAAUAUCAAAUGAAACCAUAAAACCAUCACUUCCACCAACCUCUCAUCCCGAAACAUUCAAUCUUUCCCUCCUUGACCAAAUAUUUCCUGCCUUUACCAUACCUUUGCUUCUUUUCUACAAUCCCAACACCCCAACACCACACAAAAUUGAUAUAACCAGCUUAAAAACAUCUCUAAGCUAUAGCCUCGACAAAUUCUACCCUCUUGCUGGCCGAUUUCUAGACGACUCUACCAUAUCUUGCAACAACCAAGGCAUACCUUUCAUCGAAACCAAAAUCGAUUGCCAUCUCUUAACCUUGUUAAGUUCACCACAUAAACUAAAGUCCCUCAUCAAAUUCCUACCUCCUACUGAGUUACAGGCUAAAUGGGGUCAGCCCAUAUCAGAACUUAUUCCUUUAGCCUUUCAGAUCAAUGUUUUCGAAUGCGGUGGGGUGGUCCUUGGCUGCUAUAUGCUCCACAAAUUUAUAGACGUAGCCUCCGUAGGAACCUUCCUUAAGCAUUGGGCUGCCCUAGCUAGUAAGCAGCAUAUAAACAGCCUUGUCCAACCUAACUUUGCAGCUACUGUAAAGGCAUUCCCUCCACUUCCAAGGGUACAACUAAAACAUGUCUUUGUGCCUGAUCUUAGUAAAGAAUCCUCAACUGGACAGUCACGUUGCGAUUCUGAUUCUGAUUCUGAUUCUGAUUCAGUUAUUAUUAUUGCUAAGAGUUUCAUAUUCACUUCAGUUGCUUUGAACAAGCUUAAGGCGAAAGCUGCUAGCGAGCUGGUUCCUACACCUACCAGCUUUGAGGCUUUGGCGGCGUUUGUUUGGGAGCAGGCCGCCUUAGCUUCAGGGAAGGUUAAACAUACAAAACUCACAUUUACUGUAAACAUGCGACAAAGGAUGAUCCCUCCACUCCCAAAGGAAUCUAUAGGUAAUCUCCUUACAAAUGUGCACUCACAAGUUGAUGAUUUCAGAAGCAGUAAUCUUCAAGAGCUUGUUAAGGAGAUCCAUUCAGAAUUGUACAAACUCAACCACAGAAUUACUACAGUUUAUCAAGGGGAAAAUGGAGCGGAGAUUUUAAUGGAAGAGAUGAAAGUUGAGACGCAACGUGUAAUGGGGUGUAAUGGACGGGGCUCGGGCCUUUAUCGACUUAGCAGCUGGUGUAAGCUUGGGUUGAAUGAAGCAGACUUUGGGUUCGGAAAGCUUCUUCACAUUAUUCCAUUUGAUGGGAGUGUUCCUUCUAUAAACAAGAAUCUUAUUUUUUUCACUGAUUAUAGUCAUCCAAGUAAUGGUGAUGGAAUUGAAGCAUGGUUGUUUUUGGAGGAGAAAGAGAUGCAAGUGUUGGAGUCUAACCCACGUUUUCUUGCUUUUGCUGCUCCGUCCUAACUACUACUCCCUCCGUCCCAAAAUAUAGUUCCCAUUUCAUUUUGCAUAGUCUUCAAGACGUACUUUUGACUUACGAUAUCUUCUAUUUCUUAUUAGUAAAAAAUAUAAAAGUUGAUAUUACGAAUUUAUACAUUGAGACGAAUCUAACAAGACCUCUCAUGAAUAGGUUUUUUUGUAUACAUUAGUAAGAAUAUUUGGUCAAAGUUUUUAAAAUUUGACUCCCAAAAUAGAAAUGGGAACUAUAUUUUGGGACGGAGGAAGUACUUUUCUAGCCCUUUUUCUCUAAAAAUACUACCCCCUCCGUCCCAUAAUAUAAUACUUACUUCAUUUUUGUUGGGUCAAACUUUAAAAUCUUUGACAUAAUAUUCUCAUUGUAUAUAUAAAAAAACAUAUUCAUGUGGGAUCUUGUUAGAUUCGUCUCAAUGUGUAGUUUCAUAAUAUCAACUUUUUAUAUUUUUUAUUAAUACGGAAUUGAAGAUAUUAAAGGUCAAAGUUACAUCUUCGAAAUCGUGUAAAAAAGAAACAAGCACUAUAUUAUGAAACAGAUGGAGUAGUUUUCUUCUUUGGUAUAGGGGCUAGCUAGUCAAGUGAGCCAAGUUUAGGGAGAAAAUAAGGAAGUUGAAGACACAGAGAAAGUGCUGAGAUUGGGAGUUUGGAAGAAUGGAACAUGGGUGAUGCGCGCAGCAAGUGAAAUUUGUUUUUUUUUUUUUAAUAAAAAGUUGGUUGGUCACACCAGGGCUAUAACUAAAUUCGCCACUGGACUCCGGCUACUACCAUCCUUUUGGACGGUGGCAAAUCCAAUUUUUCUUUUUAUUAUGUUUUUAUUUACGGUAACCUUUAGCCUUUCUCUCUUAUAUAAAGUUGUUCUACCCAUAUACUUGGUUAGAUUUAUCCAUAUUUUGGGGUUUAUUACUAACUCUUGUAAAGGUUUGGGGACUUUAUUUUGAGUGUUUUGUUUUCUCGAAUUACAAAUUAAUUUCUUGAUGAGAAUUUGUGUGA
Beta vulgaris subsp. vulgaris (sugar beet) is the source of this 2557-nucleotide messenger RNA. RefSeq names its product stemmadenine O-acetyltransferase. The transcript has a single exon. The coding region runs from base 155 to 1558 and encodes 467 amino acids. NCBI's taxonomy places the organism in Eukaryota, Viridiplantae, Streptophyta, Magnoliopsida, Caryophyllales, Amaranthaceae. The record is from RefSeq and is a predicted model, not a curated record.